Molecule: messenger RNA, 309 nt
Organism: Kuraishia capsulata CBS 1993
Lineage: Eukaryota; Fungi; Ascomycota; Pichiomycetes; Pichiales; Pichiaceae
Exons: 1
Coding region: 1-309 (102 amino acids)
Source: RefSeq, a predicted model, not a curated record
AUGAAACUGCAGUUAUUGUCAGUGCCUGUAGCAAAUAUUGGCCUAUGCAUUUAUUCCCUAAAAAAAAUCCAGCUAAAAGCGUUUAUGAUAAAUUCCAGUUUGCCAAUUGCAGGAAUUCCCAGUACCUCCUCCAGCUGGCUGACAUUUCAAUCUUUCCAGCCAUCACUGCGAAGGCUGCAGCAGGGCAUAUCGCACGGCAUGUGGAGAGUGCGAAUGGCCUCCAAGCUAGAACUUAAUUCUGGUAGAAUAUUCGGCUUGAAUUUUAAGGAAAUUCAGACUCAGCUAAUAAAAGUGGCCGUUCACCUUUGA